GAUAGAUUCCUUCUGUAAAGUCUGUCUUAAUUGGAGAGAGAAACAAUAAAAAAAUUUGAGAAAUUCUAUUUCUAUUGUACUUCAGAUUUCCUAUCUCACUAAUCCAAACCCUAUCUCUCACAUUUUCACAAUCUCUUUUAUCACUUUUCUGAUAGAAGAUUUUUCUUCUGCAUUUUCUACACCCAUUCGAUUAGUUUCAUCUCCUCUCUUCAAGCUUAAAAUCUAUCUCUUUGAAGGCUUACUAUUUGACAAAAAAAGGAAAUUUCAUCCGUUGUUCUUCUUCCUUGGGGUCCUCACAUUUUCAUCAGGCUUGAUUUUUUAUGAUUUUACUGCCUCUUUUGUUCUUCUUCUCUGUUGUUCUUCGUCCUCCCUCUUGCAUGCAAGGUGUUUGAGGUAUUGUUUUCAUUCUCUGCUUCUACUAAAUGUCUCUCUUUUCUCUAUACCGGAUUAUUUCUCCCCAAACCCUUCUCUCUAUUUUUCAGACCCUUUCUCUUCUUCUGCCUCUCCCUCUUCCUCUCUAAGCAGCCAUCCAACCACUUGAUCUAAUCAUCCUCCAAGGCUUGAUUUUUAUUUUGUACUUAUCUGUAUAAUUUUUCUUCUAUUUUAUUGUGUAAUUAGUCCUAAAGAAACAAUUUUUUCGCACUCUACCUUAGACUCUCUGAAGUUUUGAUCUGAUGCAGGUCUCCACUAAAUCAAGGGUUUCAGGAGUUUCAAUUUGUUAGAGGUUUUCACUAAUGAAGGUUCUUCUUUGCAUUUUAAAGUUGUAUUUUUUUCUCUCGUGAUAUUUGUAUUUUGACGUUUUCAAUACCCUGAAAUGGUGUAAAUUGAAUAAAAUAGAAACCCCAAUUAAGGAGUGAUACAGUACAGUGUUUUGAUAUUAAAUUUGUAAAAUGUGAGUGGAUGGUUGUUUGUGGCCUUACUAUUUCUCUUGAGUUGCAAAUUGUUGGAGGAUUCCACUAAUCAAGGAUUGUUCAUUGAGUUAAGGUUUAGAUUUUGAUUGCACAGUUUUUUUUUAUCAAUUUGUUUUGUUUUUUAGAUUUGAAUUUGUUUAAGGGCUGCUUUUAGAGAUUUUGUUAUUGAUUCUGUUAUCAAUUCUUUCUAUUUUAUUUUUAUUAUUUUAUCUUCUCAAUUUUCAACUUAACACUGAUUUUUCUCCCUCUUCACUCUUGAAUUUUUAAUUAUCUGCCGUUCCUUUUUGGUUCUUUUUUCUUUGUUGUUCCUCAUUCUUUUACAUUCUACCGCCUGACUAAUUCUUUUUUAUUCUGAGAUUUUGAAUCCUUCAACUUUGAGCUUAUUUGUGUUCUAUAAUGCUUUACUCAUGCUCUCACUAUUUUGUAUAUGAAACAGUUUGCUACAACUUCUUUGAAUACAAAUCUUUGAUAUCUUUUACGUUCUAUUUCAGAUUUGACCGGUCAGAUGUGUGUUCCUGUCAAGAUUUUAUCUUUAUUUUUUUCUAUUUAUAUUCUAUUGUCUCUCUAUAUUGCUUUUGUUUUCUUAUAUGGAUUGUUUCUCUGUUAGGUAUGGCACGUAAAGCUAACUCGAUCGCUGGAGUUGAUGAGUCAAAAGAAACAUGAAAAUCAGGUGUCAGAAUAACUAAUCUGUCAAAUCUGGGCAUUCUUUGUGGUGCACAUAAGUGCCUGGCAAGACUUUGACGGAAAUUGGGAGGAAAAAUCAGAAAGUGCACGUGAAUUAAUAACUCAGGUCCAGAAGGGGAAAGGAAACCUUAGACAGCGCAUUGCACUUCUAGAGAAGGACCUGGUUAGAGCUCAAUCGUGGCCUCCUACUAGAGACAAUAUUGAGGACAGGAAAAUGAUGGAAGAAGAGUUAUCGGGGCUGCUGGAAAAAGAGGAGAUUUAUUGGCGACAACGAUCUAGAGCUAUAUGGCUAAAGGAGGGUGACAAGAACACAAACUUUUUCCACAACAAGGCCAACCAAAGACAGAAACGAAACACAAUCAAGAAGCUCAAAGAUCAACAAGGCAACUGGAUCCAUGGAAGACAAAAAAUUGCUGACAUGACCCGAGACUAUUUUAUGAGACUUUUUGGCAGCGAAAGCACGUCAAGGACUGAUGAAGUUUACAGCUGCAUUCCAGGAAAAAUAAACCAGGCGAAUAUGGAAGAGCUUCCAGAACCUUUCACACAUAUGGAGGUUAAAGAAGCUCUCAAUCAAAUGCAUCCAUUAAAAGCCCCUGGACCGGACGGUUUCCCAGCUCUCUUCUUUCAACGGUACUGGACACUUGUGGGUGAGGAUGUUGCCAAAACAGUCCUAUCAGUGUUAAACGAAGGUGCUGAUCCAGCAAGCAUCAAUCGCACUUUUGUAUGCUUGAUACCAAAGGUCAAGUGCCCUGAAAGUCCGAAGGAUCUCCGGCCAAUAAGCCUUUGCAACGUGAUUAUGAAGAUAGUCACCAAGUGUAUAGCAAAUAGACUUAAACCCAUGCUUGGUGACAUAGUCUCGGAGCAACAAAGCGCUUUCAUUCCGGGUCGACUCAUAACAGAUAAUGCCUUAACAGGAUUUGAAGUUUUCCACUACAUGAAGAAAAAGAGGAAAGGAAAAAAGGGGUAUAUGGCGGUUAAGCUAGAUAUGACCAAGGCAUAUGACCGCAUAGAGUGGAAUUUUUUGGAGAAGGUGCUCACAACAAUGAGGCUACCACGACAGCUCAUAUCUGUUAUUAUGAGGUGUGUCACCUCAGUCUCCUAUGGGAUUCUGGUCAAUGGAGAACCCACCCCUUUCUUUUCCCCCGAAAGGGGGUUAAGACAAGGGGAUCCUUUAUCACCUUACCUUUUUAUUCUGUGUGUUGAAGCUUUUUCAGGUUUAAUCACAAAACAGAUACAGAAGAAGAAGCUGCAUGGAGUUAAUGUAGCAAGAGGAGCCCCUCAAAUAAGCCACCUCUUCUUUGCUGAUGAUAGCUUGAUUUUUACCCGAGCCAACAUGGAGGAAGCAGCUAAGCUUAUGAAAGCCAUUGAAAUGUAUGAGCAAGCAUCAGGCCAACUAGUCAAUUUAGAGAAGUCCGAGAUCUCAUUCAGCCGAAACGUGCCAAACUCCAGCAAGGAUAUGAUCCGCAACAGGAUGGGAGUAAAGGCUGUGGAUUCUCAUGACAAGUACUUGGGCUUGCCAACCAUCAUUGGUAGAUCAAAGAAGCAAAUUUUCUCAAAGGUACAAGAGAGAGUUUGGAGGAAGCUUCAAGGAUGGAAAGAAACGACUUUAUCAAAGGCCAGGAAAGAAAUCCUCCUCAAAUCUGUGGCUCAAGCUAUCCCAAAUUAUAUCAUGAGCUGUUUUCAAAUACCAAGUGGAACUUGCAGCAAAAUUGAAGGCUACAUGGCGAAUUUUUGGUGGGGACAAAAAGAAGGAGAACGAAAGGUGCACUGGACAAGCUGGCGGAAACUUUGUAUGCCAAAAGACAAGGGUGGCCUAGGCUUCAGAAAUUUAGAGGACUUCAAUAAAGCUUUGCUAGCCAAACAUGUUUGGAGACUUCUCACCACGGAAGGCUCUCUUUUAUUCAAGGUGUGGAAAGCCAAAUAUUUUCCUAGAGGAUCUCUCCUAGAUGCCAAGAUAGGCUACCAACCCAGUUACGCAUGGAGAAGUAUUUGGAAUGUAUUGGAAGUGGUAAAAGAAGGUCUAAGAUGGCGGGUUGGAAAUGGUAGAAAGAUAAAUAUAUGGCAUGAUCAAUGGAUCCCAGGCCCAGGAAGUGGAAGAGUUCUCACAGCUGCAAAUAAUCAGCUUCAUACAGUGGCAGAUUUGAUCCAUGAAGAUACGCGCACUUGGGAUUGGCAAACCAUCAAUAUGAACUUUAACCCUCAAGAAGCGGCAGCGAUCAGAGCUAUCCCUUUGAGCUGGAGACAAUUGGAAGAUUUUCCAUAUUGGCAAUGGAGUAAGGAUGGUAUGUUCUCUGUUAAAUCCACUUACUAUCAUUUGCAAACCAAGAAAUACUCUCAUAUGCCCAGUUCAAGUUCUCAAACCUUCCCCUGGAAAAAACUAUGGGCAGCACCGGUACCCAACAAGACUAAGCACUUUAUGCACCGUGCCAUAAGUAAUAACCUCCCUUUUCGUGAAAAUUUGAGGAAAAAGGGUAUACAGGUUGAGGAAGAGUGCGCUCUAUGUGGUCUCCAUGUGACCGAAUCUCUGCAGCACUUGUUUCUUGAAUGUCCCUGGUCUAAAGCCGCUUGGUUUGGUCACCCUAUGGGCAUUAUGACAGAAGCAGUAGAAGGAGGCACUUUGCAGUGGUUCAAGUCGUGGUGUGUUGCACACAAACCGGAAGAAUUGGCCUUACUUUUCCAAGGAACAUGGACCAUAUGGAAAGCUCGAAAUGAACAUCUUUUCAAUGGUAAGCUUGCAGAUCCUAUGGUAGUUAUGCAAAGAGCCAUGCUUUCAUUACAAGAGUGGAACGAUGCGCAAGGAACAGAAAAAACGAACCCCCUGGAACCCAUCGUCAGAGUCUGGAAUCCUCCACCCUCAAAUAAGCUCAAGAUCAACUGUGAUGCAGGGUGGACUGGAGAUACAGCUACAUGCUUUGGAAUGAUAGUUAGAGACCAUGAGUCGUGUAUGAUGAUUGCAGCAACUCACAUGGAGCCUUGUCGUUAUGACCCAACGGUGGCAGAAGCUUUGGCUAUGCGGUGGUGCUUGUCAACGGUUGCUGAGUUAGGCAUGGAAGAGGUGAUAAUUGAAUCAGACUCAAUCAUAGUAAUCAAAGCCAUGCAGAAACAAAGAUGCAAACCAGAUAUUGAGCCCAUCAUCCAGGACUGCAAAUUCCUAGCACAAGCUUUUAAGUCCAUCUCUUUCUCUCAUGUCAAUAGGCAGGCUAAUAAUUCAGCUCAUGUAAUAGCUUCCUUAGCUUCUAAUUUUCCUUCUCAUAUUUGGUGGGAUAAUCCCCCUGCAACAGUUGCAGAAGCUAUUUUUGUAGACGCUUAUUCUACUAUUCAAUGA
Molecule: messenger RNA, 4920 nt
Organism: Lotus japonicus
Lineage: Eukaryota; Viridiplantae; Streptophyta; Magnoliopsida; Fabales; Fabaceae
Exons: 3
Coding region: 1810-4920 (1036 amino acids)
Molecular function (GO): RNA-DNA hybrid ribonuclease activity; nucleic acid binding
Source: RefSeq, a predicted model, not a curated record